Messenger RNA from Pelmatolapia mariae (spotted tilapia), 1226 nucleotides. It is a transcript of the gene foxl3, whose product is annotated as forkhead box L3. The coding region runs from base 95 to 844 and encodes 249 amino acids. The transcript is spliced from 3 exons. The record is from RefSeq and is a predicted model, not a curated record. NCBI's taxonomy places the organism in Eukaryota, Metazoa, Chordata, Actinopteri, Cichliformes, Cichlidae. Gene Ontology annotation, biological process: cell differentiation; anatomical structure morphogenesis; regulation of transcription by RNA polymerase II. Gene Ontology annotation, molecular function: RNA polymerase II cis-regulatory region sequence-specific DNA binding; DNA-binding transcription factor activity, RNA polymerase II-specific.
GCAGCAGGACAGGGUGUUGCUGCUGGGCCUUGGCCAGGACACUCAGAGGAGCCAAACACCUCGGAUUACACGUCAAACUUGUCAAAGUGUAGAUAUGUUUGACAACUCUCACUACCCCUUCAACUGUUUCAACUACGAUGGUGACGGAUACCCUUCUUCCAGCACGGACGAAGAGAAGAAAAUGUGCAGACCGGCGUACAGCUACAUCGCUCUGAUAGCCAUGGCUAUCCAGCAGAGCCCCGACCAACGGGUCACUCUGUCCGGCAUCUAUGAGUUCAUCAUGAGGAGAUUCCCCUACUACCGAUCCAACCAGAGAGCCUGGCAGAACUCCAUCAGACACAACCUGUCUCUCAACAGCUGCUUCAUCAAGGUUCCUCGGACUGAGGGCAAUGAGAAGGGAAAGGGAAACUUCUGGACUUUUGCCACUGGCUGUGAAUCCAUGCUCGAUUUGUUUGAAAAUGGCAAUUUUCGGCGUCGCAGACGCCGGAGAAACAUGAAAAUUGGCCUCCGUGACUCCAGAGAAAGCCCUUUCCACUCUCUGGAGAGCCACAGCAACCAGCACACGCCCUCAGCUCGACGUCCUGAGCCCGAAUCCACCCUCUGCCCUUUAAACCCCGAGAGACCAAGACCCGCUCCCCAACAUAACCACCUUAUCCCUAACCCCACCCAGCAAGGGAAACCAGAGUCAGAGAUCAAGUUCAGCAUUGACUACAUCCUAUCCACUCCAGAUCCGCCCCUGUCUGGGCUCAGAUCAUCCCAUGGCCCCGUGCAUAUAGGGCCCCCAGGGCCACCGAUACACGUUCUGGAGCCACAGCACCUGAACCUGCACUUCUGGACUCUGUAAGAGGAGAGGGAAGCAGACAUUAAACUUAUUCUUUCAUCACGGUCUGUGUCUAAAACUGGGAAGUACAAGGACAUCUGAGGACAAGAAUUCCAAGAGGAAUUUUACUUGAAAAUGUAAAUGCGGAAACAAAAUAAGGAGGUACAGUAUUGUGUGGUGGAAUCUAAACGAAAAGUCUAAGAAUACAUGUGGGAAUUCAUCCAAGAGAUUAACUUUGAACAAAACGCAAAACUUCAGCAAAGGAUAUUAUCAUUAUACUGUCUGUGGUGUCUAGUGCUGACAUAGACUAGGUUUAUAGAUUUUUGUCUGUCUGUAUAUACACAGAAACUGUGAGCACAAUUAUGAUGUGUGUAAAACUGCUUUAAAAUAGAUCAGACAAAGGAAG